AUGAUAACUGGACAAGUCAGUAAGCUCUUGUUGUCAGUGCAGAGUGAAAUGAAUGCAGAGUUGAGAGGUGAGGACAAGGCAGCUGCUUCAGAAGACGAGCUGGAUAAGUCCCUGCUUGUGGCUGUGGAAUCAAAUGACAACGAGGACACUCCCAGCAAGCUCUUUGGAGCCAGGAGCAAUACAAAUAUUUCUGACCAGCACCAAUCCUGUAAAUCCCAUCCAACAUUCCCUGUUGGACCCCAGCCAUUGUUGACAGCUCAGCAGCUAGCCUCAGCUGUAGCUGGAGUGAUGCCAGGAGCCCCUCCAGCAUUGAAUCAACCUAUUCUGAUUCCCUUCAACAUGGCUGGACAAUUGGGUGGUCAGCAAGGUCUUGUCCUAACUUUGCCUACUGCUAACCUCACCAACAUCCAAGGGCUUGUAGCAGCAGCUGCAGCAGGAGGCAUCAUGACAUUGCCACUGCAAAAUCUACAAGCUACCUCAUCCCUGAAUUCCCAACUCCAGCAGCUCCAGCAGCUCCAACAAUUCCAGCAGCAGCAACAGCAGCAGCAGCAGAGCCAAAUUAGCCAGCAAGGACAGGGACAAGCUAGUCAAUCCCAGCAGCAACCAACACAGCCACAACUGCCUCAACAGCAACAACACCCUCCACCACCACCACCACCACCACCACCACAGCAACAGUCUCAGAAUCAAAAUCCACCAGUUCCAGCCCAUCAAACUUCAAGCUCCCCCACAAAGACCAACCUACCUCCAGUUCAUGCUCUUCCAUCUUCUCUCACAUCCUCAAACCCCCGUCAGCUGGUUAAUAAUCCUCUGGCAAGUCAAGCAGCAGCCGCAGCAGCUGCCGCCAUGGGCUCAAUAGCCAACUCACAAGCCUUUGGCAAUGCACUCUCCAAUCUUCAGGGGGUCACAGGUCAACUAGUCACUAAUGCCCAAGGACAGAUUAUUGGAACAAUUCCACUGAUGCCUAAUCCAGUCUCAUCCAAUCAAGCAGGAGGGGGAGCUCAGGGCCUUCAUGUACAGCCAAUUACACCACAGUUGUUGACCAAUGCCCAGGGUCAAAUCAUUGCAACAGUCAUUGGAAACCAGAUAUUACCAGUAAUCAACACACAAGGAAUCACACUAUCACCACUCAAGCCAGGCCAACAGCUCCAUCAGCCUUCUCAGACUCAAGUAGGACAAGCAGCAUCACAGACCAGUCUUCUACACUUGACUCAUAGUCAAGCAUCUAUAUCUCAAAGCCCAGUGCGCCAGGCUUCUUCUUCCUCUUCCUCAUCCUCCUCAUCUUCAGCUUUGAGUGUUGGCCAGUUAGUCAACAAUCCCCAAAUAGCCUCUAGUGAGGUGGAUGGGGUGAAUCUUGAAGAAAUACGAGAAUUUGCCAAAGCUUUUAAAAUCCGACGCCUGUCUCUUGGUCUCACUCAGACACAAGUCGGUCAAGCUCUAAGUGCCACAGAGGGUCCAGCGUACAGCCAGUCUGCCAUCUGCAGACACACCAUCCUGAGAAGCCACUUUUUCCUACCACAGGAAGCCCAAGAGAACACUAUAGCUAGCAGUCUGACAGCCAAACUGAACCCUGGCCUUUUGUAUCCUGCCAGGUUUGAAAAGCUGGACAUCACCCCUAAAAGUGCCCAGAAGAUAAAGCCGGUGCUUGAACGGUGGAUGGCUGAGGCUGAGGCCCGCCAUCGAGCAGGUAUGCAGAACCUUACUGAAUUUAUUGGAAGCGAACCAUCCAAAAAGCGCAAGAGGCGCACUUCCUUCACCCCACAAGCUCUUGAAAUAUUGAAUGCCCAUUUUGAGAAGAACACCCAUCCCUCCGGGCAGGAAAUGACAGAAAUUGCACAGAAACUGAACUAUGAUCGGGAAGUGGUUAGGGUAUGGUUCUGCAAUAAGAGGCAAGCACUGAAGAAUACAAUUAAACGUCUAAAACAGAAUGAGCCUGUGACAGCAGCCCCAAUGGAGUCCUUAACAGACUCUCUGAAAGAAGACUCUUAAAUGGAUAGAUUUAAAGGGAAAACACCCAGACCAAAAAAAAGGACAUCAUUUUAAACACUGGAAAUGUAUAAAGAUGCUUUUUCUCAUCUUUGUAAGUAAAAGAUUGAGAAAGCUACAAGAUGGACUGAAGAAUUUAUAAAUGUCUGUGGGAUUUCCUAGAAAAAAAAUAAAAAAUACACAGCACUUAGGGUGUGUAUGUGUGCGUGUGUGUGUGUGUUAGAACUAGUUCCAAUAAGCCAAUUUUUUUCUUAAUGGACUUAAAAAUAAACCAAAUAACUACUUACCUUUUCUGUACAUUAUGGACAUGUGAACUUUGUUUGUGGAAAAAGAACACAACAACGACAAGGACAGCAAACAUUUAAAUGUUCUUAGGAAGCAAGAGAGUACAAGCCUGCCACCUGGAGGAGUGAUUGUAGUCUUUCAGGUAUCAAGUGCUUCUUCACAAUGAAAACUAUUAACCAAAGUCAAAAAAAAUGACAUUAAAACUAAAUUGUUGGUCAACUCUUUUGGGAGUGCUACAUUGUGUUUUCAAUUUUUACAUUUGUCGUUUACAGAAAGGAAACAAUAAUAGUUAAAGGACUUUCUUUCCCCCUGCACCUUCUCACACAUACCCAGCACGUGAGUAAAUUUCACUUGGUUUGAGCUACAUUGCUCAACCUCAUGUUGAUCAUAUACAAUUUUGUGAUCUCCAAAUGUUUGUGUGCCAAAAUGACAGUUUUUCUAAACAAUGGGUUUUGGAAUUUGUAGACUUUAUUUGCAAUUAUAAUGAUCUUUCAUUUUAACUGACCUCCAUCUUAAUGCCACUGAAAUUUAUUCAAAAUACAAUUUAUUUAUUUAUUUUUUUAAAAAGUGCACAGGUUGUAACAGUCAGUUCAAGGACAUCUAAAGUUACUUGAACUUUCACUUACUGUAAACAACUUGUGACUUUCUCUGUCCUUUGGCCACAAAUUGGACAGGUUACCAAAGCUACUUUUGUAAUAUAAUUAUAAACUGCACCAUUUGGUCCAAAAUACAGUUCAAUGCUUAUGAUUUUUCUAUGUUAAGCAAUUUCUCUCUGAAGUCUGAUAGCCAAAGAAAUUUCUUGGGAUUCUAAUGACAGACAAGCUACUGGCAAAGCGAUAAAAUAAGUAGAACAUUAGUUAGGUUUGAUUUUUUAACUAAAACAUUUCUUUUGUCGUUAAUGCUUUUGUCAUUUGUUCCUUUAUUUAUUUAUUUAUUUAUUUAUAGCAUUGCAACCAUCAAGACUGUGGAUGAACUCAGAAGUGGUUUUAUGAUUGCUCAAAAUGAUUAGCUACAAAAUGAAUAUUUUGCAAUGAUUUAUUUAUCCUAAUUUUGGAGGGGAUGGAAGCAUUAAGGAACAGAGAGAUCCUAUGCAAACCAGCUUUAUGGGCAAAAAGCAUAUAGUGUGCGCUACAAAAGUCAGUCAGAAUUGAUUAAAUUUAUAUUUAAAGGUUGAAACUUGGAGUCAAGAGUUUUUCUCAUUUAUACAUUAAUGCUAAUUCCACACCAGACUCUUCAAAUACAUUUGAAUUUGAGGCCGAAUAACUAAAUAAUUUUUAGAUGAUCUUAAUGUAAAUCCAAAAGCUUUUUUCCUCUUCUAGUAAAACUACUCCAUUGUAACUGAGUAUAAAACAUCCGCAAAAACUGUAGCCUUCAGGAUUUCACCUGCUCAUAAAUUCUUUUCUGUCUUCCUGGAAGAUAAGAAGAGCUAAUCUUAGACAAAUCAGAUGCAGGAAAAACUGUUCCAUUCUAGAAGUUUAUAUAGUCUGAUUGCCAUUAAUUUUAUAUUUUUACUGGGGUUUUAAUCUACUUUUCAGCUUAAAUAAUUUUGCACAAUACAAUCUUUUGACAGAUUAUUCCUGAGAUGUUAACAUUACUUGAAACUCUUAAUGUACCACUUCCAAUCAAGUUUGGUUUUGUGCCAAGCAUGAGCUCAAUGAUCACAUAUUAACACUAUGUGAGCUUCAGUUGACCACAUACCACAAAGCAUUUAAUUAAAAUGGAAAAGGUAGAUUCUUCCUGUUUCUUAAAAUUCCACAGGAGCCAAAUAAAUUAUUGUGUUUAUAAAUAUCCUAUUGUUAGAAUAGAAAUAGUUAAAUAGAACCUUUAUGAAAACCAUUCACUCUUAUUCUUCAUAUAGUAUUAAAAGACAUAACACUACAUGAACAAAAGAGUAAGAAUUUUCCAUAAGCAGAAGCAGAUUAAUUACCUUAGCAUUCUAAAGUUAUAUAAAAUAAACAUCAAGGGUAUUGCUAAAUGUGGGGCUAUAGCAAGUCUACAUUCAUUAAGUUUUAGAUUGAUUGUGCUUGUUCAUUUUGUCAGAGUAGAUUUUUGCUUAUUUUCAAAGCAAUGAUUCAACAGAAUAAUUAUUUCUUAGAGAAUUAAACCUGUUGAAACUUAGGUAAAUUUAGCCUGCCAAGAUAUCAAAAAAUGCAAAUACUUAGGACUCUUCAGAAAAAGAAAAGAAUACAACAUCCCUUUAUACAAUCUAAAUUAUUUAAAUUAUACUUUAGUUAGCAAGAACCACAAAGUUUCUCUAUUGAGCAAACCUGAUAAAACAAAGAGGACAAAGUUUUCAAUUCUUCCAUAUUUAGUAAAGUUGCUUCUUCUCAUUCUUAAGAUCAAAGUUUCCAGGAAUCAAUAAAAAACAAUUUAAAUUUAAAACAACUCAAGAGUAAAAAGCCAUCCCAUUUCUAGAUUUGGUAGUAGUGCCCGGAUAUAAUAAUACACAAGUGCAAAACUUGCUGCUGAUUAAUUUGUUAAAGAUAUUCCCCAAAGCUAUACUUUAGUUAUGGAUAGUUGAUAGGUUUGAUUAAAAUUAUGUAAUGCUAAAGUCUAUUGGCCAAUAUAAAAAGAAAAAAUUGGAAGAGUUUUGAACUUCAUUCCCCUGUCUCUAUGAUUGCAAUAUGAGCAUCCAUACAGAUAUAAAAUAUUGAGUGAAAAUAAACUAUUGUACUAUUUGUCCAAGUUCAAAUGGACACAGCAGUCUCUGGUCAUGACAGUGAAAUAAAAGUUUUCUAACUCUUCCUUCAUAACUAUGCUAAACAGUCAAGAAUUCAGGGAGGAGUUUAUUCAUAAAACACUAAUUUGGAGUUUACUAUUAUGCUGAAUGAUCUGUCAAUUAUACAUUUUCUGAGUUCAGUUUGAAGAAUGAACAGGGAUUAAUUAAUUAUAACAAAAGUAUUGUUAAAUUAUUUUUGUGCUUUGUUCCUGGAUGUGUCGUUUUCUCUUUUGCUAGUAAAAGUCUAAUCCUACAGUUUUUUCCCUUCUCUGCAAAUCCAUGAGAUGUACCACAUAAUGGGAUAUACUGCUUUGUCACAAACUCCUGCAUUGAAUCACUGUAUAAGCAGCAUCGCUUCAGUGUUUAAGACGGUAUCAUGCCAAAAAAUGCUUACAUGUUGAGUGUACAGGUUCAAAUGAACAGAAAAAUACCAAAUCCAUCUAGAACUUUUCAAUUUAUGUUGUAAUCACACAAGGAAAUAAAUAAACAAAGAAAGGAAAAAGGAGCUAAGAAGGAACAAAUAGAGGCAUGUCAAAGUACUCAAGCUAUAACCAAAAAGAAAUAUGUAUAAUGCCUUUGCUCGUCUUCUCAAGGCUGGACCAAAGCUCAUUGUAUGUAGGUAUAUGCACAUUGUAUAGAUAUGGCUAAACGUUGCUGACAAUCUUGCAAUACUAAACUGUUACUAUUUUAAAAAAGAAGAAAAAAACCAGAAACUGUUCAUCAAUGUUUUACCUCAGCACUCUACUUGUACCCAGUUCAUGAGCAACACUGAAUUAAUUUAAAAUAAAAAUAGAAACUAAUUUCCAUGUAAAUGUACAAAAAAAAUGUUUCAGUAACAUUUUGUAUUAAGCUUUUUGUCAUGUUUGCUUGUUUCCAAUUUGAACUUAUAUGGGGCACAUUGUUUUAUUUAUUGCUGAGAAAAUGUUUCUUUUUUAACUUUUAUUAAUUUAAAGUUCCACAGCUUUACAAGCAUCCUGAACUGUUGUCAAAUUAGUUCCCUUAAGUUAAAAAAAGAAAUAAUUUAACUAUAAUAUAAAUUAAGUUAUAAUUUAUAUUAUAUAUUUAUAUAUCAGUCUUAUAUUAUUCUGGGUGCAGUACAGAAAUAUGAUUGCUGCAUAUCCUUCCUUCAUUUUAAUGGCAAUUCUGCAAGACUCCAGAGCCUGUUCCCUUGAAGACAAUGGAGGCCAUGUGGCAAUAAGAUACAGUGUUUUGCUCCCAAAAUCUACUGGAUGGGCACCAGGGUCACUUAUGAAGCAUGCAAAAGAGAUCUGCUUCUCCAUGCAGAAUACAUGCAGCAGGAAAGAUGGCAAAGACUAUGAUGGGAUAUAUUGUAGUCUUCAUUUUUGCUUUUAAAGAAAAAGAAAAAAAA
This is a messenger RNA of Crotalus tigris (Tiger rattlesnake), 6359 nucleotides long. It is a transcript of the gene POU6F2, whose product is annotated as POU class 6 homeobox 2. The transcript has 9 exons. The record is from RefSeq and is a predicted model, not a curated record. Lineage: Eukaryota; Metazoa; Chordata; Lepidosauria; Squamata; Viperidae. Gene Ontology annotation, molecular function: RNA polymerase II cis-regulatory region sequence-specific DNA binding; DNA-binding transcription factor activity, RNA polymerase II-specific. Bases 1 to 1989 code for a protein of 662 amino acids. Gene Ontology annotation, biological process: regulation of transcription by RNA polymerase II.